AUGCGCAAAGGUGGGAAGCCCUAAAAGGAACCACCCACCACUGGAAUUCGCAAGCGGGGUGGUGGUGGGGUACUAUUGCAGUGUCGGAAUAUCUGUAUUGCGACGGUAUUUCUGUAAACGGGGAGGAGGAAAAGGGGUUGGUUGGUUGCUUGAUUGGCAAUUUGCAGUCAAAUCAUUUCAUUCUUUUUCUCGACUUGUUUCGGCCGCGAUGCUUCGGAUCCCAGAGCCGCAGUAGAGGCAUGGAGUACGCUGGGAGAAUUAAGAACAAGGACCAGUUCCAUUUUUUCACUGACAAGCAAAAACAACAGAUUUGUGAGGCAUUCGACCUUAUUGACACAGAUGCCUCUGGAGCGGUUGACUCUAAGGACCUGGUAGUGGCCAUUAGAGCCCUUGGAUUAGAACCCAAGAAAGAGGAUAUUGAGAAGAUGAUCUCUGACAUAAGCCCGGAUAGAGGUGGUACCAUUGCUUUUGAGGAAUUCUCGCAAGUGGUGACGGCUCAAAUGCGAGUGCGUGACUUCAAGGGUGAUUUCCUCUCUUCAACUCACAGCAUAGGAUGGCUUAGCCCGCGCAUAUCUUUCUCGACUGGCAUUGUGGACAAGACUUCAGUGCGUGAAGUGGAGAAAUUCGGAAAUAGUGCCAAUGAAGAUCAAAGGAAUGCUGAUGAUCGCACUCUUGAUUUCGAGUUCUGUAUGGGAUCUUCUCCUCAGGAUCUUGUGUCCGGCAGCUGUAUGUUACCGGCAGAUGAGCUUUUUCACCAGGGAAGGCUUCUUCCCCAAAGCCAACAUCCCUCUCUCCCUCGAGAAGAUAAGGUUUCUGUAAGUUUUUCUGGACCGCUGGAUACGCUCAAAGUACCUCGUGUUGAUUUUGCCCUGUCAUCUCAAAGACAACAUAAUUCGGGACUUAGUAGGUCAGGUCCAUUAACUCGGGGGGAAAUGAACUUUUUGGAACCUCUUCAAAGGCAGGAGAAGAAUCAUUUUAGAUUUUCAGGCCCACUGGACAUGCGAUCUGCCCCUCCUUCAAGGUUUUCUGGGCCCUUAUGUGCCGGAAAUGCAAAAAUAUCAUCUUCAGUUCCUUCUGAAGGUGCUGGGAAGCCGAAAUCUCAAGCUUGGGAGAAAGUGAUUAGCCUUCUUAGAAGAGCCCGAUCGGAUAGUCAUAGAGACCGGCUAUGUUCUGAUACGGAGCCAAGAUCACCUCCUAGCAAACAGUCUACCCCAGCUCAGAAGAAUUUUGUCUCCGCCGCUAGCUCCUUGCGCUUGAUCUUUCGAAGGAAUUCUUCCAUCGAUAAAAGCGCGAAAACGACCCCUUCGGUUCCUUGUUCGUUGCAAAUGAAAAGUAUUGUUAGUAGUCCUCCGCCCUCAGGGUCUCGAAUUGCGUGGUCACCACCACAUCCCGCAGCGUUUCAUACUCCACCUGCCCAGGCUACCACCAGCAAACCCACUGGUUUAGCUGCUCUUCAUGUGGCGUCCCCAGUUUAUCCUACGUCUUCAGCCCAUGAGAUGGACAGAGAUGUUGAAGUAGACACGUGGAGCUCUUCCGCAACGGAUGUGGAUUUAAGACCAGGUUCUGUGAGGAAUCCAUGGAGAAUGCACGAAACAGAGAGUUCCUUAGAAAUGACUUUCGACAAGUUUGAUCAGGUGAAUUGCACGGAUGUUAAAAAGGUUGAGAGAAGCCUUGGAAUUACAGCGGCAGCAGCAAACCCUACUCGGAUCGUAUUGAAGAAUCUGGAACGGUGUAGUAAUCCGGCAUCUAAGGGUGGCAAGGGUCAAGAUCAGCUCAGAGCUUUGAGAACAAGGGAAAUCCGCCGCAGUCCUGAGAGAUUGGCCUUGUACACUUCAAGCGUUAGGGUUACUCCUGUACUCAAUGUUCCCGUGUGUAUUGCACCCACCAUGCGCAGUUCUAAGGCUGCCAAGGGUCGGCUCGCCAACUUGCGAUCUUUAUUGUCACUUAAGAAAGAGAAGGAUGAAAAGUCUUUGUCAGACCCAGCGAUGGUGGCUUAGAAGCCAGUUGCGACAGGAGUGGAAGGUUUUGUACCUUUGAUGUCUCAAGUUUCUUCUGGUCAACUUAUACACAUAAGUGCCGGGAGCUUGAAUUUCCAUAACAGUUAAGAAAUUCUGACUUUGUCUCCACAACAGCUGCAAGUGUGGGUCGAGUUUUAGCGACCAGGAAAGGACCGUGCUCGAAGCUGUUCAUAUUACACAGUCCUCCCCUUUUAUAAUUGGUAUUGUAGCCCUAUGAGCGCAUGGCAUCCAACGAAAGAGUACCGCGCCUGCGCUUUUAGACAAUGACCCUUAUGAUCUUGUAGAAUGGCAUUUCAUCUUUAGCUAUGGAGUUCGUAAGUUGUGAAGAAGUUCACCGGUUUAAAGGCCGUAGCUUUCAGUUACGUCCGUAGACAAUGCCUCAGAACCUUGAGUUGAAUAUUCCACCCAUUGUAUAGUGAUUUCCCAGGCACUGCGUCAAGAUGUAGGCUCGAGGCUGUGGUGCAGGGAAGAGUGGCCUUGUCUACCACCUUUGUGAGUGUUAUAUCUUUUUCACUCAAAUAUGGUGAUGGUGCUUAGUUUUGAUGGAAACGUCUCCCAACUCGAUAAUGCGGAGGUCACUGAGUUGAUUUAACACAUGAGUCGGGGCUUUUCCAUUAUGUCCAAUCAUACGUGGAUCAAAUCUAGGAUUUCAUAAUGGAUUCACAACCAGCGAAUGUUUGGAAGGAUCGUACAGGUGUAGGCGUCUUCAAGCAGGCAAUCAAAUGCUACUUUACAUAAGUUCGAGGUGCCCGCCACCAUGAGAUGAGAGCAGAAGCUUAAGGAAUAUAUAACCCUGAUUAUAUUUUAAUCUUUUUUUCGACAGGUUUUUUGUAAAGCAAAACAGGACUGGGUCCUCGUCAACGUAGGUCACUUCUAGAGAGAUUGAUAUCUGGGAUUCACCGAGAACACUCCCAAACAAUCAAUGGUGAUGGUGCUUAGUUUUGGUUGCUUUCCAAACAUGUGCUUCUCACUAGUAGUAAAUGCCUCCAUUCAUAUUCUGAAAACGGCGAGUAUUGAAGUUAUAAGCAAAUGUGUAUCAAUGCACCCAUUGCUUUUGCUGAGCGGCUUGGUAGACAUUGUUAUUUUAUCCACGCGUCCUUGUGACAUAGGGGAUUGACUUAGGUUAGGGCACUAUACCAGAGUGGACUAUCUCAAGCGAUUGUGCUGCAGAUGUUUUAGAGAUGCUGGUGUUAGAACCUUCAAGUUUGCUCAGCUGCUUCUCAAUUUA
Molecule: messenger RNA, 3246 nt
Organism: Physcomitrium patens
Lineage: Eukaryota; Viridiplantae; Streptophyta; Bryopsida; Funariales; Funariaceae
Molecular function (GO): calcium ion binding
Source: RefSeq, a predicted model, not a curated record